AUGUUUGGUAAGCCAUUUGUUAUUACUGGAACAGAGAUCAGACUCAGUUUACAUGGUUCUGAAAAGGUAUAGUUCAUUCACAUAAUAUUACAGCAUUUAUUACAGUACAUGGUCCAUCAGUAAUGCCUAUAGCACUUUAUUUGCUGUUUAUCACAGUUAAAUCGUAUUUCUGCGACUCGUAUAGGAUGCGAGAGGUGGUUGGAAGCAAAAGACUGUGAACGACCAUAAUUAUGGGAGAAAUCCCCGAGUAAAGCUGCAAGGAACACGAAAGCUGAAUUGUCCAGCCACAAUACAGGUACAGCAUAACGAUAUAUUCAACGACUUUGAACUGUCAGGUAAUUUUUUCUCCCCCAACCGCAUCCGAAUGGCAAAAGAAAAAAAGCUGGAAGACCUAAAGAAAAAACUAGCUUCAAAUGAGGCGAUAAACUCAUCUUCGUGGCACUACAUCAAACUACCUUUGAGCACGGUUAAUAGACUGAGUUGGUUAGGCUAGCCGGCAUACUUAAAAGAAGGCAGCAAAUUAUGUUGGAGUUCAAAGGAUUAAAAAGUCGGCGGUACGCUGCGUAAACACAUUGUAUACUUUUGUAUAGGAGCGGGUGAAAUUUCUCAUCAAAAUAUCAUAUUUCGUGUCGUCUAAGGAAGCUAAUUUGAUGGAUUUAUAUAUGUUAUUGUGUGGUGAAUCUGUCAGGAAGCAAAAGGUGAUGUUUGAAGGAAAAUGA
Messenger RNA from Paramuricea clavata, 719 nucleotides. Lineage: Eukaryota; Metazoa; Cnidaria; Anthozoa; Malacalcyonacea; Plexauridae. The record is from the annotation of a GenBank genome assembly.